AUGUCCACCUCCCAUCCCUACCAAGAUCACCCAAGCUCGAAUCCAAUAACUGAUGAGCACCGUUGGAUCCUCCACAUCCGUCGUUCAUUAGACGAAGAUAUUAUUGACAACGAACCCGACAGUCCAGUUUCAAUUUUUAACGUGCCCAAAGCCCUUCUCCUUACCAGCCCUGAAUCUUACAUACCGCAGCAAAUAGCACUAGGCCCGUAUCACCAUUCCCGGCCCGAACUUCACGAUAUGCAACGUUACAAGCUUUCUGCGGCCAAGAGAUUCCAAAGACGCGUCCAUGGUCUCAGAUUCCACAAUAUCGUCGACCAUUUAAUCCCAUACGAACCAAAAUUACGCGCAUUUUAUCAGAAGUAUUUAAACUUCAAUGGCGAAACGCUAACGUGGAUGAUGGCCAUCGACUCGUGCUUCUUAUUGGAGUUUCUUGAGGCUUUUGCGAUCGAGGAGAGAAAAAUGCCGUCGAGAACAUUGUGGUUGAGAGAUAUUACGGGACGUAAAUCGGGCCACGACGCAAUCGUCAGGGACAUUCUCAUGCUCGAAAACCAAGUCCCACUGUUUUUAUUAAAGAAAAUGAUGGAGUUUCAAUCCACAACUUCAGAUGCCGCCCUUUAUUCAAUCCUGGCGGACUUUUUCAACGCAAUUUCCCCUUUCGAGAGGGUCAUGCCUGAUCUCGAGAGAUGCAACCAUUUGCUCGACCUUUUGUACCACUCGAUCGUCCCGAGAUUUGAGGGAGCUCUUGAAAUCGAGGAUGAUGAUGACGAGCAUGUGAAUGGAGAAGGUGAGAAAAGAAGCAUCAUCAAGAGGCUAGUGUUUUCGAGCCCGGUUAGAUUAAUUCUCGCAUUUCCCUUGAAAGUUUUAUCCAAUCUCCCGGGAGUGAUUGUGAUGAGACAUGUAUUGGAACAUGUAUACGAGAAGGAGGAAAAUGAUAACGGAGAGAAAGAUUAUUAUUAUAAUAAUAGGAAGAAGAAAGACGCGGAUCCGCUAAUGGAGGAAAUCUGCAUCCCGUCUGUGAGUGAGUUGGCAAGUGCGGGAAUAAAGUUUGAGGCAAGCAAGACGGGCAUUUCAGGGAUUGGGUUCGACUCGGGGACAGGGACUCUGAGGCUGGCAAGCGUACGGUUGGAUGUGAAUGCGGGAGCCGUGCUGCGUAAUUUGGUGGCUUACGAGGCGUGCGGUGUGUGGGGGGGUCCACUUGUGCUUGCACGCUACGUGGAGCUCAUGAACGGGAUUGUGGACGGGCCGGAAGACGCGCGUUUGCUGCGGGAGAGUGGGAUCGUCUUCAGCCAUCUCAGAGCUGCAAAGAAGGUAAGGUACUUUUAA
Molecule: messenger RNA, 1323 nt
Organism: Striga hermonthica
Lineage: Eukaryota; Viridiplantae; Streptophyta; Magnoliopsida; Lamiales; Orobanchaceae
Source: the annotation of a GenBank genome assembly